Oryzias latipes (Japanese medaka) is the source of this 2894-nucleotide messenger RNA. NCBI's taxonomy places the organism in Eukaryota, Metazoa, Chordata, Actinopteri, Beloniformes, Adrianichthyidae. The record is from RefSeq and is a predicted model, not a curated record.
CGGGGGAAAAGAUGAUCUGCUUGUUGUUGUUUUUCAGAGUCCUUUUAUCAACAGAUGGGUCCAAAGUCCCGAAUCUCUGAGUUUUUCGGAACAUCUUGGGGCCGCAGGAGCUUCUGGAUCAUCCAAAUCUUCGGUUCUUGCUCCUUUCUGGGUUUUCCGGAGCGGAUCCAGAACUGUCACGCCGCUGUUCUCGCGCGCGCGUGCGCGCGUGACAGCUGAGCACGCGGGAACCCGCUCCACAGGUCUUCCCGGUGACUCCCCGCCUCCUCUCAGCCGCUCCGCAGCAGUUCGGCUGCGGGUCUCCUCCGGCGGACAGCAUGAGCAGGUCGCUGAAGAUCGGGCGCCUUUUCCGGUCCAGCUCCUCCGACAAGAAGGACUCCCUGACCGAUGAGGCCCCGCACCGGGACGGCCCCGGGGCGUGGACCCCGGGAGCCGCUCCCGAGGGACCCGCGGACAGCGCUACACUGUCCCGGGAUGCUGAGCUUGUUUCCCCGGCGAAAGGAAUGAAGAGAAUCGGACUGCUGUCGUUACGGAGGAAGAAGAAGAAAGCCCGGCAGAGUGAGGAGGUCUUCCUCCAGGACGACCGCGAGGAGGAUCCAGAAGACCCCAUCGCCUUCGACCAGAGGAGUGUUUGCACAGAGGGCAGCUUCCCGGCAGCUCUGGACGGACCGGACCCCCACUCCGACUGCUCUUCUAUGAUCAGCGUAGACAUGAGUCAGCCUGGCAGCCCCAUGUCCCCCUCCAGGGGCUUCAAGAUCUCUGGGGAAAAAAAGGGAAUGCUCGAUCGCUUCACCAACUUAUUCAGCGUCCGCAGGAAAAAGAGCAGCAGUAAACAUCAUUCGGACGCUUCGGUGAACUCGAGCUCGCCGACGUCGCCCGUGUCGCCACACUUUAUCCCGUUUCAGCAGCGGGAUGGCGGAGCAGCAAACCCAGCAGAGUCCCAGAACAUGAAGAAGAGUGGAGACGGCGUCAGCCAGAGCUCCAGCCUGUCCUCCCUUAAGACAGAUGACGGCGAUCUACCGUUUGCAGACAGUAACAGCAGCGGGGGGGGCAGUGUGAGGGAGCUGAGCGUGGGUCCUGUCAACGGGGAGAGAGGGCGGGACGGGGCUGCAGCGCUUCCCUCCGCCAGCUCGUCACAGAAGGUCUUUUCAGACUCAGUCAUGGAGGAGGUCAGUAAAAGGCUGCAGGUAGACCUGAAAGAGACGAAGGUCCUAAGUCCCAGUGAGGACAAGCCGUUCAGCCCCACCACGCUCGUGUCUCUAAACAUCCCAGUUUCCAUGGCAACGGAGACCCCAAAGUCUCCUAAUUUAACCUCCAUCAGCUUGGGAUCCAAGAAAACUCUGGUGAAGACAGGAGAAAAAGGCCACAGCACCGCUCUGAGAGGGAUAACCUUAGCCUCGUCUUCAUCGCGUGGCGUCACAGCUCAGCAGGAAGUGGAACCGGAAAGCUCGGGAGGCGGGACCACGGCCGUGACAUCAUCCAGAAGCUUCACGGGGGAGGCGGCAGCCGCUGCAUGGAGCCAUCCACCAACCACUGACAGCCAAAGGGGAGGGGGGCCGCCUGCUCUGCCUUACAAAGCCGUAUGGGUGGAAACUCACCUGGGGGAGGAGGAGACGGAGGGGGUGGGGGUGGCAGCAAAGGGUGGCAUGCAACAAGAGGAGAAGGGCUUCAGGGCGGAGUCUCCUCCUUUGCUGGCCAUACCUGUUACUGUGAUACCUGAGGACGACGCAGAACCUGCGGGGGCCCUGAGAGGCCCCUCCACCCUGCCACAGAGGCCUCCUCCUGCCACCCUUCCACGGGCAACCAUCUCCCUGGCAGCGUCUGCGCAGGAAUUUCAAACGGUCCCACGUCGGCCGGAGAAGCCCCAAACAAACAUACGACCACAGCAAGGAUUCCUUCAGGGGAAACGGGGCGUCUGGGAAACGUGGCGGACUGUCAGCCUGCCUCCAAACGACACUUUCUUUGCCCAGAAGGUGGUCGUCAGCCCAGAAUCCAGUUUGGAGGAGGAAGAGCUGCCUGCAGGGUCAUCCUCAGAGUCCUUUCACAGAACAGAGGACAAACUAUUACGAGGCCUCCAAAGUAACCGCGACACUGAACUCAAAGACAACAGCUCACUAACAACCACACAGGACAGCAGACAGCCGCACAGCAGACAGCUGGAAAACAGACAGCCAGACAGCAGACAGCUGGAAAACAGACAGCCGGACAGCAAACAGCCGGAAAACAGACAGCCAGACAGCAGACAGCCGGAAAACAGACAGCCAGACAACAGACAGCCAGACAGCAGACAGCCGGAAAACAGACAGCCAGACAACAGACAGCCAGACAGCAGACAGCUAGAAAACAGACAGCCGGACAGCAGACAGCCGGAAAACAGACAGCUGGAAAACAGACAGCCGCACAGCAGACAGCCAGACAGCAGACAGCCGGAAAACAGACAGCUGGAAAACAGACAGCCGGACAACAGACAGCCGGACAGCAGACUGCCGGACAACAGACAGCCGGAAAACAGACAGCCGGACAACAGACAGCCGGAAAACAGACAGCUGGAAAACAGACAGCCGCACAGCCAGCCGCACAGCAGACAGCCGGAAAACAGACAGCUGGAAAACAGACAGUUGGAAAACAGACAGCCAGACAGCAGACAGCCGGAAAACAGACAGACCAACAGCAGACAGCUGGAAAACAGACGGCCAGACAACAGACAGCCGGACAGCAGACUGCAGGACAACAGACAGCUAGAAAACGGACAGCCGGACAACAGACAGCCGGACAACAGACUGCCGGACAACAGACAGCCGGAAAACAGACAGGCAGACAACAGACAGCCGGACGACAGACAGCCGGACAGCAGACUGCCGGACAACAGACAGCUGGAAAACAGACAGUCAUGA